UCUGUGAAAAAAAAUUGAGCUGGGCAAAAUUUUAUAUAAAAGUUGUUAAAAAAAAUAAAUUUAUUUAUUAAAAUAUAAAUAACUAAAGUAUUUUUAAGUAGGAAAUAAAGUUGGGUCACUAUUGAAUAAAAUCUAAAAGAUUCAAAAGUAUUUGUGAACAUCGCUAAAAGAAGUGCAAAAAUAAAAUGUUUGCUUGAAUGAGUUGUAAUGCGGAAAACAAUGAUUUUCAUUAAUUUUUCAAUGAUAGUAUUCAAUAUCGAUUAAAUAUUAUAUAGAUUCUGGCUAAUAGUUAACAAAGCGAGUAAUUAAAUAUAAAAAUAACAAAAUGCUGGAAAAAUCAGAUCAUGUAGCGCUUACACUUACGACCGGCAGCGUUGGUGGCAUUGAGGAGUCACCAAAUGGUAACAGCAAUUUACCCAGCUCUCGUAAAAGCUUAAGACGUUACUGGAAUCAACUACCUCGCUGUCAACGUAAUCUCAUUAUUUUAGGCAUUUCUGCCAUGUGCAUAACUUUACUUUUCCUACUGCCGUCCGACCAACUGGACCUCAACAGUAAACAAUCAUUAACCGGCGGUGUCUUACCCUAUCGCGAUACUAAUGAAAAAAUAAACCUGGGCAGCUUAAGAAAUAAUAAUUACUCCAAUGAAGGUCAAGAGGCUCCUGCAGCUGCUGCAAAUGAUAAUAAAAAUGUAUAUCCUAAUUCAGAUACUGAUAAUGCUCAAAGUGAAAAUGAGCAUAAUGUAGCUCAACAAAAACGUGAACUCCCGCAAGCCGAUCAACAAGUCGAAGAUGUUGUAAAUUUACCGCAAACACAAAGAAACCAGAACCAUUUAGCUCAAAAUCAAAUUAGUGCUCAAAAUCUCGAUGAACCCUUUGGAAAAGUUAAAAUACAAAAUAUUAAUAACAAUGAUUUGAGUGACAAUACGCCCGAGGUUAAAAUAAGUAAUGUACAUUCAAACAAUGUCGAAGACGAUCGCCAAACCAUAGAAUCAGCCGUACAGGAUCCACUUAGUUUGCCGGGCACUAAUGGUGUAACAAUUGAAGAAUUUUUGGGACGUAUUGAUCUUAAACAUUUGCCCAAAAAACAACAUUUUCAUGGGGCGCGCAAUGAAAAGCAAGAGGCUGUGGUAAAUGCUUUUAGACACUCAUGGACUGGUUAUAAAAAAUACGCCUGGGGUCAUGAUAAUUUAAAACCCAUAUCGGAAUCUUCACAUGAUUGGUUUGGUUUAGGUUUGACUUUAAUUGAUUCAUUGGAUACGAUUUAUAUAAUGGGUUUGGAUGAUGAAUUUACUGAGGCCCGCAACUGGAUUAGUGAAAAUUUGAAUUUUGAUGUAAACCGUGAUGUUAACUUAUUCGAAGUUACUAUACGUGUUUUGGGUGGCUUAUUAUCCGCGUAUCAUUUAAGUGCUGAUAAGGUUUUUCUACAAAAAUCGAUUGAAUUAGGCAAUCGCUUGCUGCCUUGUUUUCUUUCGCCUUCUGGCAUUCCGUAUUCCGAUGUUAAUUUAGCUGCUUUAUCUGCUCAUGCACCCAAAUGGUCGCCCGAUAGCUCAACUAGUGAAGUUACCACAAUACAAUUGGAAUUUAGAGAUUUAAGUAGGAUAACAAAUGUUACUUUAUAUGAAAGUGUUUCUCAUCGUGUCAAUGAAAAAGUCCAUGCUCUUGAAAAGAAAAAUGGUUUAGUGCCCAUUUUCAUUAAUGCCAAUACCGGCACAUUUAGAAAUUAUGCCACCGUGUCUCUGGGUGCCAGAGGUGACUCCUACUAUGAGUAUCUUGUAAAGCAAUGGAUUCAAACUGGCCACAAGGAAAAUGAUUUCUUGGUAACGGACUAUAUACGUGCCAUCGAUGGCGUAUUUUCGCAAUUGUUGCGACGAACUCCCAAAGAAAAUCAUGUUUACAUCGGCGAACUUAUUAAUGGCAAAGAGUUUAAACCUAAAAUGGACCACUUAACCUGUUACCUACCUGGAACUUUACUGUUGGGCCAUCAUUAUGGCAUGCCAGAUUCUCAUUUAUUAUUAGCCCGCGAUCUCUUGGAAACCUGUUAUCAAACUUAUAUGAAACAACCAACACAACUAGCUCCAGAAAUUUCUUAUUUUGCCGUGGGCGAACACGAGGAAUUGGAUAUUUAUGUGAAACCGAAUGAUGCUCAUAAUCUAUUGAGACCGGAAUUUGUGGAAAGUCUAUACUAUUUCUAUGCGCUGACCGGUAAUCGAACAUAUCAAGAAAUGGGUUGGAAUAUAUUCCAGGCUUUUGAAAAGUAUACCAAAGUUACUCAUGGUUAUAGUUCGAUUGGUAAUGUGAAGAAUAUUUUCAAUACCAGACUGCGUGAUAUGAUGGAAAGUUUUUGGUUGGGUGAAACCCUUAAAUACUUUUAUUUACUAUUUAGUGAUAAUCCCAAAGAAAUUGAUUUAGAGCAAUGGGUUUUCAAUACGGAAGCGCAUCCUUUACCUAUAAGAAAAAACUAAAAAGUAAACUAAACUAUGUAAGAGUCUGAAUUUCAAAACGAAACUAAAACAAAUCAAGCAAACAAACAUUUGCGAUAAUUGUAAAUAUGUACGCGUAUAUAUGUUUAAGUUAUUGUAUUUUUUUUUUUUAAUUUUCAAUUAAUAAUUUGUGUAUAAGUGUUGUCUGUGUACAAAAGUGCUGUGCAUAAGAAAAAAAACAAUUUUUAUUUCUUAUAUUAAUUAUAAUAAUUUAUUAUAAAACAUAUAUUAUACAAAUUGCAACGAAACGUACAUGAUAUUAACUAAAAGCUGAU
Molecule: messenger RNA, 2754 nt
Organism: Calliphora vicina (urban bluebottle blowfly)
Lineage: Eukaryota; Metazoa; Arthropoda; Insecta; Diptera; Calliphoridae
Gene: alpha-Man-Ib
Product: alpha-Mannosidase class I b
Exons: 7
Coding region: 326-2461 (711 amino acids)
Biological process (GO): carbohydrate metabolic process; mannose trimming involved in glycoprotein ERAD pathway
Cellular component (GO): endoplasmic reticulum; membrane
Molecular function (GO): calcium ion binding; mannosyl-oligosaccharide 1,2-alpha-mannosidase activity
Source: RefSeq, a predicted model, not a curated record